UCGCCGCACGCGUCAACCCCAUUUCCUCGCCGCCGCCUCCUGCUCCUGCUCCCUCUGCUGCUGCUGCUGCUGCUCGCUCUACUCCAAGCUUAGCCCGCUACGCCGCCGCCAUGGAUGAGGAGUACGACGUCAUCGUGCUGGGGACGGGCCUCAAGGAGUGCAUCCUCAGCGGCCUCCUCUCCGUCGACGGCCUCAAGGUGUUGCACAUGGACAGAAAUGACUACUAUGGGGGAGAUUCCACCUCGCUCAACCUUAACCAGCUGUGGAAGAGGUUUAGAGGAGAAGACAAACCACCAGCUCAUCUGGGUGCAAGCAGAGAUUACAAUGUGGAUAUGGUCCCAAAGUUUAUGAUGGCAAAUGGGACAUUGGUUAGGACCCUCAUUCACACUGAUGUAACAAAGUAUUUGUCAUUCAAAGCUGUUGACGGGAGCUAUGUCUUCAGCAAAGGGAAGAUUCACAAGGUACCUGCUACUGACAUGGAGGCUCUGAAGUCCCCUUUGAUGGGGCUUUUUGAGAAACGCAGAGCAAGGAACUUCUUCAUUUACGUCCAAGAUUACGAUGAAGCUGAUCCAAAAACACAUCAAGGCUUGGAUCUUACUACAAUGACAACUAGAGAACUGAUAGCAAAAUAUGGGUUAAGUGAUGAUACUGUGGAUUUCAUUGGCCAUGCACUCGCUCUUCAUAGAGAUGACCGUUACCUAAAUGAUCCAGCAAUUGAUACUGUAAAAAGGAUGAAACUAUAUGCAGAGUCCCUUGCACGCUUUCAAGGGGGUUCACCUUAUAUUUAUCCACUGUAUGGGCUGGGUGAGCUGCCACAGGGUUUUGCUCGUCUAAGUGCUGUUUAUGGUGGCACUUACAUGUUAAAUAAGCCAGACUGCAAGGUUGAAUUUGAUAUGGAAGGGAAAGUCUGUGGUGUUACAUCGGAAGGUGAAACUGCAAAAUGCAAGAAAGUUGUUUGUGACCCUUCCUACUUACCCAACAAGGUUAGGAAGAUAGGAAGAGUUGCACGUGCUAUUGCUAUUAUGAGCCACCCAAUCGGAAGCACAAAUGAGUCUCACUCAGUCCAGAUUAUUUUGCCACAGAAACAACUUGGACGCAAGUCAGACAUGUAUGUCUUCUGUUGCUCAUACACACACAAUGUCGCUCCAAAAGGGAAGUUCAUUGCAUUUGUGUCUACAGAAGCAGAGACUGACAAUCCAGAGUCUGAGCUAAAGCCCGGAAUUGAUCUACUUGGUCCAGUAGAUGAGCUAUUCUUUGAUACAUAUGAUAGAUAUGAACCUGUGAAUGAGCCAUCUCUUGAUAAUUGUUUUGUCUCAACUAGCUAUGAUGCCACCACACAUUUUGAGACAACGGUGACGGACGUUCUUAACAUGUAUACAAUGAUCACCGGAAAGACUGUUGAUCUGAGUGUCGAUUUGAGUGCUGCCAGUGCCGCUGAAGAAUAUUAGAUUCCAAAAUCAAAAUUCAAUCAUUCAAAGAGACUGCUAUUCCUUGGUGAGCACCACAGAACAGACCAUAACGAAUGACUGGGGAUGUUAUUCGAGCUCCAGAUUAUAUUCAGUGUUCUGGCGGUAGCAUGUUUGUUGCUAUGAGUAAUAUGCAAAACUGUUGCUUAAAAAACAUGACUGAACGAUGGUGGUUUUAUUUGCUACUUCAGUAAUGAUCGAAUGGUGUAAACAGUGUGCACAGUGAAGUGAUGACUGGGGGGCGCUUUCCGACUAAUGUAUCAUAACUGUCGGUAUUUUUUUUUUGUAUGACUGUUUUUGCAAUGCUGUGUUAGAUCAUCCCAACAGCUCAUCUAAAUUUGAUCAUCUAUAUCUUUA
Messenger RNA from Oryza brachyantha (malo sina), 1823 nucleotides. RefSeq names its product guanosine nucleotide diphosphate dissociation inhibitor 2. Lineage: Eukaryota; Viridiplantae; Streptophyta; Magnoliopsida; Poales; Poaceae. Bases 111 to 1448 code for a protein of 445 amino acids. The transcript has 13 exons. Gene Ontology annotation, biological process: protein transport; vesicle-mediated transport; small GTPase-mediated signal transduction. The record is from RefSeq and is a predicted model, not a curated record. Gene Ontology annotation, molecular function: Rab GDP-dissociation inhibitor activity. Gene Ontology annotation, cellular component: cytoplasm.